AUGCCUUUUGGCCCUUCGAUGGCCCCAAACAGCUUCUUCGGCCACAAUGCGAACGUGGUCAAGUUUUUCGAGAUUAGAUUGGACUCGCGCAUUAUCGUCCUAAGCGGAAGUCCUCAUGAAGCUUCAAGUGCGUUGCUCAAGGGCACCGUCGUUCUCUGUGUUUCGGAGCCGUUUCAUGUCAAGAAUAUCCACCUUCGCCUGACUGGCACUUCGCGAGUAGCUUGGGCUGCCAAGAUCGAUGCGAACAGCUCUUCGACCCGCUAUGUGAAACAGGAAUCUGUCUUUUACAAACAUGAGUGGAUGCUUUUGGAUCCAGGGAAGCGAAAGACUGAAAACUUAUCUCCGGGUAAUUAUGAGUAUCCGUUUGAGGUGAUUAUUCCUGGCGACACGCCGCAGAGUAUCGAAGGCCUGCAUGAUAGCUUUGUCAUUUAUCGAAUGAAAGCCACCGUCGAGCGGGGCAUGUUGGCGCAGAAUUUGCAUGCGAGACGGCAUAUGCGUAUUGUCCGGACUCUGGACCCUAGUGCAUUGGAGCUAGCGCAUGCGAUGUCCGUUGAGAAUAUCUGGCCAAACAAGAUCGAGUAUUCGAUCAGUAUUCCGAGCAAAGCCGUCGUUUUCGGCACAUCGGUUAAUGUCGACCUUGAUCUGGUUCCUCUCCUCAAGGGUCUGAAAAUUGGCAAGAUACAGCUUGCAAUUACCGAGACUCAGGAGCUGAAUACGGAUGACGACCGGACUCGGAAGAAUGUCCGGGAGGUGUCCUUUGUGGAGACCGAAAUUCCCGAGGACACCGAGACAACUGACAUUGACGGUCAGGAAGGAUACCACGUUCAUCGAACGGUGCCGUUGCCGCCUUCACUGCGAGACUGUAUGCAGGAUGUGGAGUGCCGAGGAAUCAAGAUUCGACAUAAGCUGCGCUUUAACGUUCUUCUGCAUAACCCAGAUGGCCAUGUUUCGGAGCUGCGAGGAUUUUUGCCGGUCAUGAUCUUCAUCUCUCCAAACCUGACGCUCGAUGAUAAUACCAAUAGCCUUGUCGACGGCCAACUUGAUCCGGAAGCUGCUCGAGAGAUUCAUCAAAACGCGCCGCCGCUCUACGGCGAACACCAGUUUGAUCGCUUGUUCAGCGACAUUGACCCGUCCGGUUAUAUGACGCCCGGUGAUGAGGGAAGUGGACUCAACACGCCCUUCCACUCGCAAAGCCGAGCACAUAGUCGAAACGCUUCGUACGAGAACCUGGCUUCGCUGAAUGCCGUGGCACAAGCACCAUCGGCGGAGGCGAUUCAAAAUCGUCUCUAUAACCUUCCGGAGCCCGGAUCCAGUCGCUGGCUACGACGAAAUCACCAAAACAAUUCCGGCUCGACUACUCCGGCGUACGCUUCGGAAAUUGACAGAAGGACUCAUUCACCCCCUCCAACUGGCUCUUAUAGCCAUUCUCCUGCCGCGAGCGUCCCUCUCUCUCGUCGAGGUUCUAUCGACGACCAUUCACCGGACCGUAACGGUGACAAUCUCGAGCUUGACCUUACUUCGCUUUCCCGCGUACCCAGCUAUACAGCUGCAAUGCGGACCUCUGCCAGAACUCCAUUGAGCGAGGAUCUGCCAGACUAUGUUACCGCGACUUCACGACCACCCAGCCCGGUCUCUGGAACGGCGCAUUAUUCCCGUGCUAAUUCGCAUCCGGGAAGCCCUUCUUCGAGCGGGCCGUCAAGUCCUAACAUCCUUCCAUUCCGACCUAGCCUGCAUCACUUUACCAGUUCUCGGGGUCGAUAG
Xylona heveae TC161 is the source of this 1761-nucleotide messenger RNA. RefSeq lists its product as hypothetical. NCBI's taxonomy places the organism in Eukaryota, Fungi, Ascomycota, Xylonomycetes, Xylonales, Xylonaceae. Gene Ontology annotation, cellular component: plasma membrane; cytoplasm; cytosol. The coding region runs from base 1 to 1761 and encodes 586 amino acids. Gene Ontology annotation, biological process: ubiquitin-dependent endocytosis. The record is from RefSeq and is a predicted model, not a curated record. The transcript has 5 exons. Gene Ontology annotation, molecular function: ubiquitin protein ligase binding; protein-macromolecule adaptor activity.